ACGUUUGCCUGCUCAAGGGGAACCAUGAGUAUGACAACUUUGACUUGAAUGACAUUGCUGAGUGCUUCACCACGUGUGGGCCGCCAGAGAACAUCUCCUGUGAUGUGGGGAAGUUGCAGAGAUACUGGCUGAACUAUGAGUCCUACCUGCUGGAGAAUUCCAAGGAGACUGUGGACAAGCCUUUUGUUAAGGCCUUGAUUCAGAACGUCAGCACAGACAUCUCAGAAGACCUGCUCUUCUCUCUGACGCCCUCCAAGAUCCCAAAGCAGGUGAUGCAGGGUGAGGUCCAGCCCACUGACAGAGUCCGACUUCCCAAGAGCCUGUUUGGAGCCCUCCUGCCUGGCAACAGGUCUGCCGUCCGGUUGGCCAUAACUGUUCUGGACAUUGGUGCGGGGAAUGUCUUCAAGGGCCCCAAGCUCCUCCAGGACAACGGCAACAGCGUGUUGAACAACCGCAUGGUGGGCCUGAGUGUGGGCCAGACACACGCCACUGGGCUAUCGGAGCCAGUGGAGAUCACCUUCUCCCACCAGCGUCAGCCACCUAAUAUGAUCCUCACUUGUGUAUUCUGGAAUGUGGUUAAAGGAGACUGGGAUUCCCAAGGCUGCUCCACGGAGCUCGGGGAUGAGAGGACUGUCUGCCGCUGCGACCACUUGACCUUCUUCGCCUUGCUGCUGAGGCCGACCUUGGACCUGGCCACAGCACAGACCCUCACUCGCAUCUCCCAAGCAGGCUGUGGAGUCUCCAUGAUCUUCCUGGCCUUCACCAUUGUUUUCUAUGUUGCCCUCAGGCUCUCUCUGCAGAGGUUCAAGUCUGAAGAUGCCCCUAAGAUCCACAUGGCUCUGAGCAGCAGCCUAUUUCUCCUGAAUCUUACCUUCUUGAUCAGUGUGGGGAGCAGCUCUCAAGGCUCCCCAUCUUCCUGCGGGGUCCGAGCUGCCAUCUUCCACUACUUUCUGUUGUGUGUCUUCACCUGGAUGGGCCUGGAGGCCUUCCACCUCUACCUACUGGCCAUCAGGGUCUUCAAUACCUACUUUGGACACUACUUCCUGAAGCUGAGCCUGCUGGGAUGGGGCCUGCCUGCUCUUGUGGUCAUUGGUGUGGGGAGUAGCAACAGUUACGGUGUUUACACUAUCCGUGACCAGGAGAACCGCACCUCACUGGAACUGUGCUGGUUCCAGAAAGAACCUGCUCUUUAUGCCACCGUCCACGGCUACUUUCUUGUCAGCUUCCUCUUUGGAGCUGUGGUGCUGGCUCUGGUGGCCUGGAAGAUCUUCACGCUGCCCAGUGUCACAGCGGGCAAAGAACAGGGGCAGACCUGGAGGUCGGUCUUCACUGUUCUGGGUCUCUCGAGCCUGGUGGGCAUGACCUGGGGGCUGGCUGUGCUCACGCCCCUGGGGUUGUCCACCAUCUACAUCUUCGCCCUCUUCAACUCGCUGCAAGGCGUCUUCAUCUUCUGCUGGUUCAUCAUCCUCUACUUCCCGAGGCAGAGCACCACAGCCCCCUCCUCCGGCACUGCCCGCCUUGGCCAGGCCCACUCCAUGUCACAGGAGUAGGUGACUGAAGUGUACUCUCACCUCCAGCUGGGUUGCGUGACCUCAGACAGCUAGCUCCCCCUACUUCCUUCUGGGUUCCGUUGCCUUCUCUAUACAGGGUGUCUGAGGAGGAAGAGAACGGAGACCACGCUGAACCAUAUGACUUCGAAGCUCCCAUUCAGAGGGCUGGAGAUAGAUUGAUGGCUUGAGGAGGACACUGGUUCAGCUCCCAGCACCCACACGCUGGCUCACAACUGUCUGGAAUUAUAGUUCCAGGAGCUCUGAUACCUCUUCGGGUCUCCAAGGGCACCAGGCAUGAAGGUGCUGUAUACACAUAUAAGUUGGCAAAACACUCAUACACAUGAAAUAGAUAUUAAAAAACAUUUUUAAAAGCUCCCAUUCUGAUGUGUUCGUGGGUCCAAAAAGCUGCAAAAGCAGAUUUGCAGGAGAGUCCCUAUUAACCUGAGACCAACCACUCUGGCAGAGUGUCAUCUUUACCCCUGCUGCCAUGGAGACGGAUCUCUACAUCUAAGCAGCUGUUUUUAGCCAUGGACCACCUCUCAUCUCACUGAGAGCCUAGGCCAAAGAGAGGAAACUUGGUGAAGCCCCUGGAAGAAACUCCAGUCUUUCGUGUUCUUUUCCUGCCACUCCCACUACAAUCCCCCCUUAUAGCUGCCUGUCUGUCCAUCUUUCCCAGCCCCCCGGGACAUUCACAGGCCAUUGUUCCGUAUGUGUCAGGGGAGCAGAGGGCUCGAGGUUUCUUUGGGGGCUUUGAUGGUCUUCUACCUACUCUACCCUCAUCUUUGCUCCCUAGUCGGAGCUCAUCCUAACUGCAAUGACUGCACCAUUGAGGGCUGAGGUCCUUCUAAGUGCUCAGGACACUUUCAGAGAAUGCCCCUCAGAGGGUGAGCUUCCAGGAACACCCACACUCACACCACUUGACUGCCAGGUGGGAGAUCUGAAUCUGACCUGCUGCCUGCUGUCAUUGUUGGGGCACAAGUUGAGGUCCAGAACUGGAGCCAUGCCUGCUCCAUCCACGUUAGUGCAUGUGGUCAAGGUGGGGAAGGGAGAAGAGGCCACCCUUUCCACAAUGUCCAACUCCUAUAAGCAGGGACCUAGACAGCCUUGUCCACUGUUUCCACCCAGCCUGAGCAGCAGGCCUUCCCACAUUAAGCCAAUAAUUGUCGCACAUAUUUUAAUAAACAAAUA
Messenger RNA from Microtus oregoni (creeping vole), 2738 nucleotides. RefSeq names its product adhesion G protein-coupled receptor G3 (gene Adgrg3). The transcript is spliced from 11 exons. Bases 273 to 1550 code for a protein of 425 amino acids. Lineage: Eukaryota; Metazoa; Chordata; Mammalia; Rodentia; Cricetidae. Gene Ontology annotation, biological process: cell surface receptor signaling pathway; adenylate cyclase-activating G protein-coupled receptor signaling pathway. Gene Ontology annotation, molecular function: G protein-coupled receptor activity. The record is from RefSeq and is a predicted model, not a curated record. Gene Ontology annotation, cellular component: membrane.